AUGGAGCAAGCCUAUGACAACAUGUGUUGGAAGACUCUUUAUGAGAUGAUGAGCAGAAUGGGCUUUCUAGAGAAGUUCAUGAAUUUGGUGAUGGAAUGCAUUAUGGAGCCAAGGUUUUCUGUCAUAAUUGAUGGAGGACUCUCCAAAUGGAUUAUGGGGAAGAGUGGUUUCCAUCAAGGCAAGGACUUAGGCAUCAAGAUUGCUCUAAGGGUUCAAAAGGUAUCACAUUUGCUAUGUGCAGAUGAUGUCCUUUUACUUUCUGAUGCAAAGUUGAAGAGUAUUAAGAAGGUGAAGAGCAUUUUAAGUGAUUAUUGUGGCUGGACGGGAGAGAGGUUGAAUCAUAAAAAAUUUGCUAUGAUCAUUGGUAAGACAGUUGAGAGAAGAAGGAUGAAGAAGAUUGCAAGGAUCAUGGGGAUUAAGGUGGUAGAAGAAUUGGAUUAUUAUGGAACCAAGAUGGCUGUAAGGAGAUUGAGGAAAGCAGAUUUUCAAAUUCUAUUGGACAAGUCUUUGAAGUUAUUAAAUGCUUGGGGGAAUAGAUAUAUUUCCCUAGUUGGGAAACUAGUUUCGGCAAAAACUAUUUUUUGUAAUCUUCCCUUAUUCUUAAUGUCUCAUUCCCUUAUUCCAUUAAGCAUAUUGAAGGAAUUUGAGAAGCAUUAUAGGAAUUUUAUUUGGAAUAACCCAGAUGGAACACAUGGGUUAAAUUAUUUGGCUUGGGAAGAGCUGUGCAAACCGAGAGCAUUGGGUGGAUGGGGGCUACCUUCAGCUGUGUCCAGCAUGGAACCAAUGAGGGCUAAGUUUGCCUGGAAUCUGGUGGAAAGAUCGAAUUAA
Dendrobium catenatum is the source of this 828-nucleotide messenger RNA. RefSeq lists its product as uncharacterized. The record is from RefSeq and is a predicted model, not a curated record. Bases 1 to 828 code for a protein of 275 amino acids. NCBI's taxonomy places the organism in Eukaryota, Viridiplantae, Streptophyta, Magnoliopsida, Asparagales, Orchidaceae. The transcript is spliced from 2 exons.